AUGAUUCGUAAAGGCAGAGGUCGAAUUAUCGUGGAUGCGGUCACUAAUGAACAUGUACUGGAUCCAAAUGGUGUAUCGAUCAGUCCAAAGUUAUCAAUUAUUUUUCGUACGUCUAGUUCAGUUUCUGAGAUGAUUGUACUGAACGGAAAGAAAAUGUUGAUUGCUGAGAGAAGACUCAAAAACGCCGAUGAAAUAGUGUUGUGGAAGUCGGAUGUGAAGCUGCUCUCCUGUUAUCACGUGACCUUCUUCAACGAAGAAACGGAGCUGGAAGUUGUGGACAUUACCAAAGUGGAAGAACGGGAAGCGCUACUCACAUUGCAUCGUCUUUCCGCCAGAAAUCAUCAAGAAACAGCGGAACAAGAGCAAAUGGCGGAUACUCCCACCGUUCAACUCUCUCAAGAGACCUCCCAUCACGAGGAAACGAUCACAUCGAUCACCCCCUUCGAUGAAGAAAAGUUGUCGGAUGAUUCCAUCGACCAGUCCGCUCAAGAAAUCUCGCAUUCAUCGAAGACUGACGAUAUGUCAGAUGAGAAAAUGUCGGGAGUUUCAAUCAGUCCAAUCGAUCCAGACGAAUCGAUUCAAUUGACCCUACCGAAUGAGCAAGAGGCAUCUCGGUCGUCCAUAACUGAGGAGAUAGCAGAAGAGAUGCUGCCCGUUGAUCCAAUCGGCACCGUCGCUCAAGGCGAAUCGGUUCCAUCUUUUCCACCAACCUCAUUCAGCGACACCAUCGCUCAGCUUCGUUUGUACUUCAAUCAGGAGUUGUCAAAUGAGGGAGCCAUGCCAGCAGUCUCUGCAGAUCGUGCUAUUCAUUCUGCUAAGAGAACCAGUUCAGUGCCAAUUAGACAAUACUCGAGCGAUACUGUUGAUGAAAACGAGUUGGCGGUCAAGAAGCCAAGAUUCUUCUCACCACAAAGACAAGUCCUGAAGCCUUUGAAUACAUCAUCUAAGCUUGCAAUGAGUCCAGAAGCGCCAUCAUCUGAACAUCCAAAUAGUCUAGUAGAGCCAUUGGUUGUACUUCAGAAGAGUCCAGAAGAGCCAUGGGCUGAACUUCUAAAUCGUCCAAAGACACAGACACUUCCAGAAGCCCUCCAACAGCUUCGUCCCCUCAAACGCUAUGGAAAGGAGGUGACGCUGAAGGAAUACCUUCAGAUUCAAUUUAAAGGACAACUUUUACGAACCAUCGAUUGGAACCGCGUUGAUGACCUGAAACUAUUCCACCCAAAAACCGCUCUCUUCCAAUCAACCAAUCAUCCAAUUCUUCUCUUAGCCGGAAAGUCCUUCAACAGAGCUCUUCUUGUGGAAGGCAACCACAGGACAGCUGCGUUAUCAGAGUGCCACGCCCAGAAGGAGCUUAGUGAUGAUGAUCUGAAAUCGACGGUGCCGUUGACUUUUUUUCAAAUUCCCAAACCGGAGUUCAACAACAUGUGGAUGGCAGCUAAUGAACUGGGUCGACAAGUGCAAGCUCAAGCUCGAUUCGAUUGGAAAAAUGCUUCUUCAAGAACGCGUGAAGCUGUCUUUUCGGAAUUCAAGAAAGAGGCGUACCGAACAAAAGGAAAGUUUUCCAAAUUUGAAUCGUCUAUUCUUGCGUUAGAAUUUUUGAAUGCGGAAUACGAUGAGCAGGCCAGACUCGACAUGAAGAAUCAUCCGAGCAAAAGGACUGAAGCAACUGAUCGACUUCUUACAUUGGGACUCGUUGACUCGAAUAUGGGCGGAGGCCGAACAGAAGGAAUCCCAGUGGCCAUGUUCCUAUCUAGACAGUUGACACAAGAGGCAUUUGUUGAGUCGAUUCGAAACGACUCUUAUCCGUCCGGUUCUAAAAUCCACGAAGUAAUCUGGAAAUGCUCAACCGAAAACGAUUCAGGAACUGCGGAAUUGCUCUGGUCCGUUACAAAAGGUGAAAUGAAAGCAGCAAAAUUCGUCGCCAAUCUCGACAUCAUCUUGAAUGGCGGCACUGUGAACGUCAAGGAGACUGGAGCUGCAGCUCAAAUUGCUGGAAUUACCGUGGUUGAGCAUAUGAACGAUGUUCCGAAUGGUGGCUAUCUCGUGACUAUUGACACAAUUCCCAAAAUGUCGAAAAUCUUGUCCAAGAAGCUGACAGUUGCGGUUUUCCGUGCAAACAAUUCCACACUCUGUUCCAUUUUGUCAGAGUUUGGUGAGGCAGAUCGUGUUCGAAAAGGAGUAAUUAGCAAAACUGGAUGGAAUGGCCCAGAAUCAACCUUCUACACUUGUUUUGGAGAGCGAGUGCUACCAGAACCAGAAGUCGUGGAGAAAACGGCGUGCACCAAGAUUCCUAUGGUAUUCAUAAAGAGCGAGGGAUCCAAGAAGCAGAUUCUAAACAAGCCAAUCUUUGCUUUGAAGCGCCACUGGAAUUAG
This is a messenger RNA of Caenorhabditis briggsae, 2373 nucleotides long. The record is from RefSeq and is a predicted model, not a curated record. NCBI's taxonomy places the organism in Eukaryota, Metazoa, Nematoda, Chromadorea, Rhabditida, Rhabditidae. The coding region runs from base 1 to 2373 and encodes 790 amino acids. The transcript is spliced from 9 exons.